AUGGCAGGGAGCCUCUUCAGAGCCAGGACUGAUGCUGCAAGGUUGGGGCCUCCCUCCCUGCAGCCCAGGGACUGGCCUGUGUUUGCCUGUAUCACAGAGCCAGAUACAGAUACAAAGCGCACUCAGGGAAGUCAGCACAGAGCGGAGUGUGGGCUGAGGAAUGUCGCCUCCUCGGGAGGCGACAGUCAAAAGCGCUGCCUCAUCCUGGGUGUCAAAGGCCGCGUUCUGCAGGAGGAAGACAAUGAAUGGGCCUGUGAAUUUCUCCAAGGUCAGAAUGAACAUCCAGCCCAGACGGGGAUGGUAGCAUUGCUAUUGAAUGCCUACGCGGUGUGGGCAGAGGUGGGCCGCUCCCUCGGGGCCCGUCGCUUCUGCCCUGCUGGGACCGCGUCCCGGCGCCACGUAGCCGCCUUGCAGGCCGCGGGCAAAGUCGGGGUGUCCGGGCCGCACCUCCCUCACCCCCACCCACCCCCAUCUCCAGGCUGCCCUCCCAGCUGCGCCAACCGAAGGUCCCUUGGAAACAGCUGGAUAGGAGCCACAGCCCCCUCCGCCGCAGCCCAGUCUCAUUGCUUUAGGUCUCUUGAAAUUUUUGAAAGCCUGGGGAACAUCUUGCACCUCUUGUUUUUAAGAGAGCUCGAAUGGUCAAUACAGUUUGCGGUGAGGCGUGGAUGGCUCAAUACUGAAACUCCACAGGAAGAUUAUUCGUCGGAGCCAGCUGUUUACAAAGUGCUUCAAAGUUCAAGUGUCCUUGCAGAGCCAUCCCUGGUUCAGUUCCAGGCUCACCAACAGAGCCGACGAGCAGACCGUUUGUUAGCUGCUGGGAAAUACGAAGAGGCCAUUUCUUGUCACAAAAAGGCUACAGCUUAUCUCUCUGAAGCCAUGAAGUUGACACAGUCUGAGCAGGCUCACUUAUCACUGGAACUGCAACGGGACAGCCACAUGAAACAGCUUCUCCUCAUCCAGGAGAGGUGGAAGAGAGCCAAGCGGGAGGAGCGCUUGAAAGCGCAGCACAGCACAGACAGGGACGGAGCUCCCCACCUGCAGGCAUCUCACAGGCCCUCUGAGGACGCGGAGGGCCAGAACCCUCUUCUUCCUCAGACACACAUCCCUUCCGCAGAGAAGCGUCUCCCUGAGGUUCAGGGGGUCCUUGACAGGGAUCCAGACACACUGCUGUAUUUACUUCAGCAAAAGAAUGAGCCAACAGAACCGUGUAUUGGAAGCAAAGCCCCAAAAGAUGAUAAAACAAUUAUAGAGGAGCAGGCAACCAAAAUUGCAGAUUUGAAGAGGCAUGUGGAAUUUCUUGUGGCUGAAAAUGAAAGAUUAAGGAAAGAAAAUAAGCAACUAAAGGCUGAGAAGGCCAGACUUCUGAAAGGUCCGACAGAGAAGGAGCUGGACGUUGAUGCCGACUUUGUAGAGAAGUCGGAGCUGUGGAGCUUGCCACCACACUCGGAAACUGCCACAGCCUCUUCAACCUGGCAGAAGUUUGCCUCCAACACUGGGAAAGCCAAGGACAUUCCAAUCCCUAAUCUUCCUCCUCUGGAUUUCCCAUCUCCAGAACUUCCUCUUAUGGAGCUCUCUGAGGACAUUCUGAAAGGAUUCAUGAAUGAUUAAAAUGGGAAGCCAUUGGAGAGGCUGGUGACACAGAUAAUCCAGAAAAGAAUACAAAGGGAAAGAAAGUCAUGCCCCAGGGGAUCCCAGAACUGCUCCUUCAUCUGGUAUACUGUGGGAGGAGAGGCGGUGCCGGGACCUGGGAAAGUCACUGUGAAACAUCACUUAUCUUAUGACUAAAGCUCAUGUUUCCGACUGGGCAGACACUGAACUCUUGGAUGGAGGUUCGCUUUCUUAUGAUACAAACCAAAUGGCUACCUGGAAUAAUUUUUCAAACAGUUAUUUUUCUUAUCUUCAGGGUUAAAUGUAUAAAAGUAUGUCAUGUGUAAUUAAUCUAUAAUGCCAUAAAUGAUAAUGCAAAAGCUAAAUAUGGUGGCCUGAGAGGCUCACUAGUAUUUGGAACAUGCUUUCUAUCAUGCAUUGACUGUAUGCAUUUUAUGCACAUUUUGUUUGUUGAGAUACGGUGUGUAAGAUACACCCUUCCAGAUGGAACUGUAUGUGCCACAGUUUGCACUACUCAUAAUAUAAUGAUAACCUCAAGACUAUCAGGAGAAAUAUUUACAUUUCCAUUUUAUGAAGAAAGGAACCAAAUUAUUAGUUAUGCUUUUUAAAAAAAUUACCAGUUUACAUAAUUAAUCAGGGUGCAUUUUAAGUUCUAACUUUGUGUUAUAUGAUGCAUCAUUUGUAAAUUCUGAGGAAUUCUCCUUUGUUCUGAAUGAUGCAUGUGUGAAAGUAAUGCUAGUUAGCAGUAUUUGAUUGUAAGAAAUCAAUAAAGUAAUUGUGUUUCAUACCCUC
Molecule: messenger RNA, 2400 nt
Organism: Peromyscus maniculatus bairdii (prairie deer mouse)
Lineage: Eukaryota; Metazoa; Chordata; Mammalia; Rodentia; Cricetidae
Source: RefSeq, a predicted model, not a curated record